AUGGUCAUGCCCCACGCGUCCUUCGUGACGUAUCAGAGCCCGCUGUUCCCGUUCCGCUCGCCGUCGGUCGCCGAUCCGCUCCCCACCUUCGCCUCGCUGUCUCCCCCCACCUUUCGGCUGCCCAGUCUCGCCAUGAUGCACCAGGAGGAGGACACCAACGCCGCCGCCAAGAACGCGAGCAGCGCCGCCAACCAGGACGCGGCCCACAAGGCCGCGCUGUCCUUCAUCCUGUCGUCGUCCGACUCGGACUCGGAGUCGGACGAGCCCAAGUCAAAGCCCCGCAAGCGCGACUCGGUCAGCGUGCCCACCAUUGCCAAGCGCCGACGCAGCGUCACAGGCGUGGCUGUACCCGCAGCCGCAGCCAAGCCAGCGCCGGCCAAGAAGGGCAGCAAGUUCUGCACUGUCGAGGGCUGCACGAGCCGUGCCAAGCACGCCAAGCGCUGCUGGAAGCACGGCGGCUGGGUGCGCUGCAAGGUGCCCGAGUGCAACAACCGCGCCAAGUCCAAGGGCGUGUGCUGGUCACACGGCGGCGGCACCGUGUGCUCCUUCGAGAGCUGCGACACCAUUGCGGUGUCGAACGGCUUCUGCUGGGCGCACGGCGGCGGCAAGCGCUGCCAGGUGCCCAACUGCUCCAAGCCGGCCUAUGAGCGCACGCAGAACUACUGCCAGGCGCAUUAUCAAGAGUUGGGCGUCGCCGCCGAGUCCAAGACCAGUUGA
Phytophthora sojae is the source of this 717-nucleotide messenger RNA. RefSeq lists its product as hypothetical. The transcript has a single exon. The record is from RefSeq and is a predicted model, not a curated record. The coding region runs from base 1 to 717 and encodes 238 amino acids. Lineage: Eukaryota; Oomycota; Peronosporomycetes; Peronosporales; Peronosporaceae.